CUUUUUCUUUUUUUUUCUCUCUCUCUCUCUCUCUGUGUGUGUGUGUGUGUGUGUGUGUGUGUUUUAAUUAUGUAGGUAAGUGUGUAAAGGAGUGUUUACUGUAGGCAAUCAUGUCAUACAGGUGGUGGCGUAGUCCGAUGCGGAAUCCAGACCAUCUCUGUCCGCCUAUCUGUUGACGUUGUUGUCCUCUCCUACUUUUCAUCAACAACAACCACAGCGCAACACCAAUUGCACAAUGCCCAUCCCCAUAAUCCGAAAGGGGGUUGAAGAGGGCCUAUCUUCUAUUCCUUAUGUCUACACAGUCCUCAGAAUCGUACCAUGGGUUCUCCUCGUCGCCGCGCUGAAGUACUGGUUCGGCGGUGCUAGAAAUCGCUCUGAGCGAUUGAUGCACUCCAAAGUCGUUAUGAUUACGGGUGGCACAUCCGGCAUAGGCGCAUCAGUAGCCCACGAACUCGCUCUCCGCGGCGCCCAAGUCAUCCUCCUAACCCAACACUCACCCUCCGACAUCUUCCUCGUCGAAUACGUCGAAGACCUCCGCAAAUCAACAGGUAACCAACUCAUCUACGCCGAGCAAGUCGAUCUCUCCUCGCUAUACUCGAUCCGCACGUUCGCGACGAAAUGGAUCGACAACGCGCCGCCGCGGAGACUGGAUAUGCUUAUUCUGUGUGCGAACACGGUUGUCCCCUCGAAGGGUGAGCGGAAGAUAACUGUGGAUGCGCUGGACGAGGAGUGGCAGGUGAAUUAUCUGGCAAAUUUCCAUCUACUGAGUAUUCUUUCUCCGGCACUGAGGGCGCAGCCGGCGCAUCGCGAUGUGCGGGUCAUUUUCACGACGUGUCCGAGUUAUAUCGGGGCCGAGUUUGAUCUCAGAAAGGCCGUUAUUGAGGAUAAGCCUGCCAAACCUAACAAGAAGCCUAAAACUGUCACUGCUGCCAAAAAGAAGGACAACGGCCUCUUCGCCCUAAGCAAACUCUCCCUCAUGAUCUUUGCUCAGUCCUUCCAAGCUCACCUCAAUACCUACAAACGUCCCGACGGCCAACCCCCAUGUACCCGUGUCAUCACCGUCGACCCAGGCUUCAGCCGCACCCCAGGAACCCGCCGCUGGCUAACCGGCGGCUCCCUUUGGGGCCUCCUCCUCUACCUCCUCACCUGGCCGCUGUGGUGGUUAAUCCUCAAGUCGCCACAGCAGGGCGCGCAGAGUAUUCUGUAUGCGGCUAUGGAGGCGCGGUAUGGGAAGGACCAGGGCGGAUGGAUGAUCAAGGAGUGUCGGGAGGUAGAUUUCUCGCGAAAGGAUGUGAAGGAUGAGCAGCGAGCGAAAGAGUUGUGGGAGUUUAGUGAGAAGCAGAUUGAACUGAGGGAGAAGGAGGGGGCUGUUUUGAGGGCGAUUGAGAAGAAGGAGAGGGAGGAGGAGGAGAAGCGGAAGGCUGAGGACAAGGGGGCUGCUAAGGAUCCGACGCCGGGAUCACGACGGAGUCGCAAGGCGAAAUAAAUUGUAGAUUACGUGAUAAACUAGCAAUCGUUGAUAACUUGCAUCGUCGAGGAAUUGCAUAAUCAAAACAUUGACAUUCUUGUUUCAAGUACUA
This is a messenger RNA of Aspergillus ruber CBS 135680, 1580 nucleotides long. RefSeq names its product putative oxidoreductase. Lineage: Eukaryota; Fungi; Ascomycota; Eurotiomycetes; Eurotiales; Aspergillaceae. The coding region runs from base 236 to 1486 and encodes 416 amino acids. The record is from RefSeq and is a predicted model, not a curated record. The transcript has 2 exons.